Molecule: messenger RNA, 1902 nt
Organism: Colletotrichum orchidophilum
Lineage: Eukaryota; Fungi; Ascomycota; Sordariomycetes; Glomerellales; Glomerellaceae
Product: prolyl-tRNA synthetase
Exons: 7
Coding region: 1-1902 (633 amino acids)
Biological process (GO): prolyl-tRNA aminoacylation
Cellular component (GO): mitochondrion; cytoplasm
Molecular function (GO): proline-tRNA ligase activity; ATP binding
Source: RefSeq, a predicted model, not a curated record
AUGGCCUUCAGCCGUGCAUGGAGACUCCGCGUCUUGCCGUCGUAUCCCAGCACGAUGGCAAGCUAUGGUAGCUUACCAUUCAAUGGCAGCAGCCAGUCAUCCAGUCGUAGCUACCGUGUUGGUAGGGCCAGAAAUCGACUUUCAGCUGUCUGGGUUCCUACCGGAGGAAUGACACCUGAGCGAGGCGAAGAAAGCGCGCAUGAAAAGCUUGUUCGCGCCGGUUUCUUGCGACAGUCACACUCCGGCAUUUUCCAUCUACUUCCGCUUGGCCAGCGCGUUCAAAACAAGCUGGAGGGCGUCAUUGACUACUACAUGCAAGAACUUGGAGCCUCGAGAGUUGCUCUAUCAACCAUUACCUCCAAGGAUCUAUGGCAGAGGAGUGGCCGCCUCACACAACUAGAAGCUGAGCUAUUCGGCUUUGAGGACCGCAAAGGGUCCAAAUAUAUGUUGUCGCCCACUCACGAGGAAGAGAUUACUACUCUAGUGGCUAAGACCGUCAAGUCCUACAAAGAAUUGCCCCUUCGCCUCUAUCAAAUCACGCGCAAAUUCCGCGACGAACUGCGCCCGCGCCACGGGCUGCUGAGGACCCGCGAAUUCACCAUGAAGGACCUCUACACCUUCGACGUCUCUGCAGAAUCGGCCUUGGAGACCUACCAAAAGGUUCAGUUAGCAUACACUGGCGUUUUCAAAGCCUUGAAGUUGCCGGUGAUGGUGGCCAAAGCCAGCUCCGGUGAUAUGGGAGGCGAUCUCAGCCAUGAAUAUCACUUGCCCACCUCAAUUGGCGAAGACACUGUGGUCACAUGCAAUAACUGUAACUAUGCUGCUAACGCAGAAAUCGCAGAAUCACGGGCAGCCACCGUGGAUAUCCGAGGGUCUGGCGGUCUGGCCGAAGCUGUGAGUCCGGCAUCUGUUUCAACAAGGGUUUGGCGGGGUAUCAGUAAGGACCGCAAGACCUUGGUGAAUGCCUGGUACCCAGGUCGAUCCCAGAACGGAUCUGACCGAGACACCGAUAUCAGAAUUCCUGCCAUCAAGUCAAUUGUCACUGAUCUGGACGCAAGCACUGAAGAUGCCGUGUCUUUAUGGCAGACAACUAUUACAUCAACGUUCUCUGGCGGGGACGCCGCAGCCACCCGGCCCCGGAUCAUCAACAUUAUAGAUUCCACAUUAAGCAACAGCGUAGAAGAGAUUUUACGAGAUGAGAGCAACGCAUGGCCAAUAUCCGGGUUGGGCAUUCCGAAGGAUACAGUACACUCUACCAUCAUUACAAAAACCCAGGGUGGACAACCGAUCAACCUGCUCGCCGCUCACGCUGGCGACAAAUGUCCCUGCUGCGAUAGUGGCGCCCUGCAGGUCCAAAAGGCUCUGGAGCUGGGGCAUACGUUCUACCUAGGAACGCGAUACUCGGAGCCACUCGAGGCAAUGGUAUCCAUACCGACUCGUGCAAUAUCAAGUCGGCACGAGGUCCAGCCAGCCCCGACUGAGCGCAAGACGCCCAUGCAGAUGGGGUGCCACGGGAUUGGCGUCUCCCGACUCAUCGGGGCCGUAGCUGAGCAUCUGAAAGAUACCAAAGGCCUGCAAUGGCCACGCGUCAUCGCUCCCUACGAAGUCGUGGUGAUCUCCACUCCUAACCUAGCUAAAGACGCUAUUAUAGUGUACGAUGAGAUUGCGGCGUCGUCCAGGGCCCCAGGAGGCAUUGACUUGGUGUUGGAUGACAGGGCGGUGUCUUUCGCUUGGAAAUUGAAUGAUGCAGACCUAGUGGGAUACCCAGUCCUAGUCAUACUAGGCAAAGUAUGGAAGGAAAGAGGUGACUGUGAAGUCCAGUGCCGCAGACUCGGGAUCAAGGAGAUGGUCCCGCUCAGAGAACUGCACCAGCGUGUGGCAGACUUGCUUGAGCAACUCUAG